AUGUCAAAGGACGAGAGACUAGCUGAAGGUUACUCUACACAAAGACCACCACUCUUCAAUGGGAAGUACUAUGCCUAUUGGAAGACAAGGAUGGAGAUGUUCAUACAGUCCGAGAAUUAUCAAGUCUGGCAAGCUAUCGAAGUAGGAGAUUACGAGGUAACCAAGACCAAUGCAGAAAAUGAGGUAAUUCCUAAACCUAUCUCUGAAUAUGAUAGAAAUGACUUUGAGAAGAAAGAGAUUAAUGCUACUGCUAAAAAACUCCUAGUUUGGGGUUUAGGGCCAGAUGAACACACUCGUGUUAUGGGAUGUAAAACAGCAAAAGAAAUAUGGGAUUUACUAGAAAUAACCCACGAAGGAACUCAUGAAGUCAAACCUUCUAAAAUUGAUAUACUGCUUUCUAAAUAUGAACGUUUUGAAAUGGGUUCAAAAGAAACUAUUCAAGAAAUGUUUACUCGUUUUAAAAAUAUUACUAAUGAAUUAGUUUCUCUUGGUAGAGUUGUUCCUAUGGAUGAACAGGUACGCAAAAUUCUAAGAAGCCUUCCUGAAGAUGAACGGUGGAGAGCCAAAGUGGCUGCUUUGCAGGAAUCAAAGGACUUUACAACCUUUAACCUUGAACAACUUGCAGGUUCCUUGAUAACUCAUGAGCUUCACCUAUCAAACAAAAGUCAAGAAAGCUCAAAAAGCCGAGGAAUCGCUUUAAAAGUUGCCCAACCAAGUGAUGAGGAUUCCGAAUCUGGAGAGGAAGAAGCUGCCAUGCUAGUCAGGAAGUUAAAAAAGCUGUACCGCAACAAAAGGUUUGGUGACCAAAAGAAAAGGAACUUCAAGAAGAACCAAUACUCCAAGGAAACAGGAGGUUGCCACAAAUGUGGGAACACAGAUCACUUCAUCAAGGAAUGCCCUCUCUGGGAAUCAGAAAAAGGAAAAGGCAAAAUGAAGGAACACGGAAAAUCUAAUACUCCUAACUUUUCAAAAUCUGAUUACAGGAAAGCCAUGAUAGCUGCGUGGGGAGACACAAGUUCUGAGGAUGAAGAAGAAUCCACGGAAGAAGAAACUGCAAACCUGUGUUUGAUGGCUAAACACAGUGAAAGGUCAAAGGAGGUAAAUCUCGAACCUAAAUUUCUGAAAUCCCUGUCAAAAGACAAAUUAAUUUCUUUGCUCAUAGAAACAUUGGAUGAAUAUAAAGAAAUAUGUCUUAAACUUGGACAAAAUGAAAAAGCUCUAGAAAUCUAUAAGGAUCAUAUGAAAUAUUUGAAUAGUUCAAGAACAGAUGUUCAGGGAAGAUUCUUUGAUUUGCUAGAUAGAAAUACUAUGCUUAAAGAAACACUGGAAAGAGUCAAAAAUGAAAAUAUCAUGUUAAAUGUUGAAUUGACUCAGUAUAAAUUGCUAUGCACUAACAUUGAUUCUAAUAAUGCUCUUCAAUUUCCUUUAGUAACCUUUAAUGAUGAUCUUGAAAAUUUGAAAAAAGAAUUGCAGGUUACUAAAGACAAAAAUGAGUUCCUUGAAAAGGAUCUAGAAAGAGCAAGAAACAAUGAGAGUGUAAUCCACAUGGGAGUUCCAAAGUGGAUACUUGAAGCUCAAACCAGAAGGACAGAAGGUUUGGGUUUCAACCACAAAAAGAAGAGUAGUAGUAAAAAGAAAAACUAUGUGGAACUUCCUAGUGAGACUGUGUGUUCCUUCUGUGGCAAGUCAGGACACAAAGAUACUGAAUGCAAAAGAAAGGAACUUAAGUCCACUAAAAAUAUAGUUUAUGUAUGGCAAAAGAAAAAUGAGUCUGCUGUAUCAACGAAGGAACCCAUGAAAGAUGGGGUUCCUGAAUCUAACCCUUAG
Chenopodium quinoa (quinoa) is the source of this 1827-nucleotide messenger RNA. Its product is annotated as coiled-coil domain-containing protein 186-like. Lineage: Eukaryota; Viridiplantae; Streptophyta; Magnoliopsida; Caryophyllales; Amaranthaceae. Gene Ontology annotation, molecular function: zinc ion binding; nucleic acid binding. The record is from RefSeq and is a predicted model, not a curated record. The transcript has a single exon. Bases 1 to 1827 code for a protein of 608 amino acids.